Molecule: messenger RNA, 1929 nt
Organism: Salvelinus sp. IW2-2015
Lineage: Eukaryota; Metazoa; Chordata; Actinopteri; Salmoniformes; Salmonidae
Product: vesicle-trafficking protein SEC22b-B-like
Biological process (GO): retrograde vesicle-mediated transport, Golgi to endoplasmic reticulum; vesicle fusion with Golgi apparatus; endoplasmic reticulum to Golgi vesicle-mediated transport
Cellular component (GO): Golgi membrane; ER to Golgi transport vesicle membrane; endoplasmic reticulum-Golgi intermediate compartment
Molecular function (GO): SNAP receptor activity
Source: RefSeq, a predicted model, not a curated record
GUUUUUGAGCUAGCGCCCAAUUGACUCCCAUUCACUCCCUGAAGGAGAGCUCUCCUUGUCCUAGAAUGUACCGCGCGGCCCAUUGCCGAUGCAUGGGCAACGUACAMAAGGGAGUUAAUACAAUUCCAAUCUCCUCAAAAGUAUCUCUGGAGUACAGCUACGACCAGAAGUGACUUUUCGUAGCAGGUUAGGAGAGCAUUUUAUCUAACCCUAACCUAAGUCUCCUAAACUGCCACGUUAAAUAUCCUAACCUGCUACGAAAAAGUAAAUUCCGGUCGUAGCUGUACUCCGUCUAGUCAUGCAGCGUUCACAUGCUAGUUGGAACUAGAAAACUGUAAAAUGUUCGACCUGCUAACUGGGUGUAGUUAUACACGUGCCGCGUUCAACGAAUCAGCAAUUCGGAAAUUGUGAACGUGGUAUCAGAACCCGCAUCGAGCUACCCGGGCGUCKGUUUUGACAGCAGAAGCUACGCAGCCAAGUUUAUUUGAAGUUUUUACACAGCCAGCAAAAACAUACGACUCAGUAGGUGGAUUGUAGAGGUUUCAAUCAAUAUGAUUUUACUGACAAUGAUCGCCCGAGUAGCAGAUGGUCUGCCGCUUGCUGCAUCGAUGCAAGAAGACGAGCAGUCAGGAAGAGACUUGCAACACUACCAGAGCCAGGCUAAGCAGCUGUGCCGCAAACUAAAUGCCCAGAGUCCCAAUAGAUGUACUCUGGAGGCUGGGGUCAUGUCCUUCCACUAUGUAAUAGAACAUGGCGUGUGCUACUUGGCCUUGUGUGAAGCUGUGUUUCCCAAGAAACUGGUCUUUGGGUACCUGGAAGACCUCCAGACAGAAUUCAAUGAACAGCAUGGAAAGAAAGUCACCACAGUUUCCAGGCCGUACUCUUUCAUUGAGUUUGACGUGUACAUCCAGAAGACAAAGAGGAACUACAUUGACAGCAGGGCGCGGAGGAACCUGGGCAGCAUCAACACAGAACUGCAGGACGUCCAGCGUAUCAUGGUGGCAAACAUUGAAGAGGUCCUGCAACGAGGAGAGGCCUUAUCUGCUCUCGACACCAAAGCCAGCGAUCUGUCCAGCCUUUCAAAGAAGUACCGCAGCGAUGCCAAGUACCUCAACACCCGAUCCAUCUAUGCCAAGAUAGCAGCCGGGGCAGUCUUCUUCAUUACACUCAUCGUCUAUAUGCGUUUCUGGUGGAUCUGAUUGAUUGGCAUAAGGACUUUGAAGUUGGUGAUAGUCUGGAUUCCCACUUAAACUCGCUGGUACCUAUUAAUUAUAGGCUGCCAUAUUGGUGGUUUCUGUUAACAGCAAAGCUUAAGUUCCUACAUCGAUGCCUUAGGGAGAGACCUUGUAGGUAUUGGAUGAGUGGAUGGAACUGUGCCUUCAGCUUUGUCAUGUCUCGUACCUAGGGCACUGUUUGGUGAAUCAUGUCAAAUGACCUGGAUUUUAAUUUGAAGCCUUUUCCAGAAAUGKGAAUUAGACCAAAAAAUUAAAGCAAUUGUCUGAGGAUGGUGCUGGACCAUCUGACAAAAAUAAGGGGACAGAUUGAUGGAAAAUGCUUUAAAUAAAAGGUUAAAACCCAGGUCAUGUGACACGAUUAACCAAACACAGAAUCCUUCAACACCUGUAUAAAGAUACUGCCCUGUGGUUGGUAAUGUGAGCAAAGUGGAGCUUUCUGAAUUCGUAGUGAUUGUAUAAUCCCAUUAGUUGAAAUAUAAAAGGGAUUGAAAAUGCAAUAGUUUACAUUAUUCCGGCAUUUGUUUUUACAAUGUCACUUUGAAGGACAAUUCUAUCUAUAUGCAAAUGGUCUUAAGUGUGAAACAACACUUUACCAUGGCAAAAAAGUUGUUUAUUGUUUACAAAGGUUACAUAACUGUAAAAGGAUUUGUUGAAAUGUAUAUUUAUCUUAAUGUUUAUAAAAUUUUAAACACUA